UAACUUCCGGUUUGAUUCAGGCUCCGUAGAAUGUUUUUCGGCUUUAGGCAGUAUCCUUGCGCAGUGUCACAGUUAUCCUACGUCAUCCGUCAUUUUCUUCAACUGCACUUGCAAUUUGCAGUUCUAUAUCUCCGAGGGAUAUAUUUUGUUUGUCGUAUGUCCAUCCAGAAUCUCAACACAUUCGACCCCUUUGCAGAUGCAAUCAAGGGUUCAGAUGAUGAUGUCCAAGACGGUCUCGUGCAUAUAAGGAUCCAACAGCGGAAUGGUCGUAAGACCUUAACAACGGUACAGGGGCUUUCUUCUGAAUAUGACUUGAGAAAAAUAGUACGAGCAUGUAAAAAGGAGUUCGCCUGCAAUGGGACAGUAAUUGAACACCCAGAGUACGGGGAGGUGCUGCAGCUGCAGGGGGACCAGCGAGAAAAUAUAUGCCAGUGGUUAACAAAGUCAGGUCUGGCCAAACCUGACCAACUCAAAGUCCAUGGUUUUUAAUCGACAAACCACCCAUGCCACUAUAUAAGGCAAUUCCACAUUCAUCAAUAUAUAAUACCUUAUCAUCUUAAAUUAUCUGUAUCAGUCACUAUCACUUGUUGAUACUUCGUGGGAUACCUUAUUAUAUACACAUAUAUAUUUCAAUAAAAAAAAAAUAAAUAAAUAAAAAAUAAAAAAAAUAAUAAAAUAAAAUAAAAUAAAAACUAAAAAAAAGCUAUAUAACACAGUACCGAGAUAUAGGCACAAUAAUCUAAUCAGACGUUUUUUCUAAGAUUUUAGGAAGCAAUAUUUUACCGCUUUAUGUUAGAUAAUCCAAUGAAGGUGUCACGCUUAAAAUAAUAGUGAUAAUAGUAGAAUUUUGAGAAGAUAAGUAUACAAAGGAUAGACAGAAAUAGCAACAGAUGGUUUGGUUCAGUAAUAGAUAGUAUGUAUCUGGGCGCUAUAGACGUGUUCAGAGAGAGAUUGAAAAGUAUUGUUACCUUAGGCUUCGAGAUUGGCUUCUUUAUGUAAACAAGAAUGCGUUGGUUUAUACAUUAGGGAAAGCAAACUUGGUGUUUGCCCUCUUGAUGUCAUCUUUUUAAUUUUGUGCCUCUGAUUUUAUAUAAAUUACAAAAUUUUUUCUUUUUUUUUUUUUCUUUUUUUUUCUUCCUCUUUUUCUUCUUUUUUCUCAUUUGUUAAAGAAUAAAUUUUUACUGUAACAAAUGUUAUUUCAAAUGUUAUGCUAUGUUUCAUAUUCUUUCUAAUGCGGUAAUCGAAGAAAAAUUAUUGUUCACGAUAAAAAUAUGUGGCUGUUCUCUAAAGUAAAUAAAUAGUAAUUUGACUUGA
Messenger RNA from Vespula pensylvanica (western yellowjacket), 1314 nucleotides. RefSeq names its product eukaryotic translation initiation factor eIF1 (gene eIF1). The record is from RefSeq and is a predicted model, not a curated record. Gene Ontology annotation, molecular function: ribosomal small subunit binding; translation initiation factor activity; RNA binding. Gene Ontology annotation, biological process: translational initiation. The transcript has 3 exons. Gene Ontology annotation, cellular component: eukaryotic 43S preinitiation complex. Lineage: Eukaryota; Metazoa; Arthropoda; Insecta; Hymenoptera; Vespidae. Bases 31 to 489 code for a protein of 152 amino acids.